GUUUCAUUGUUUCAUUGGCAUGUGUCAAUAACUGAAAAUCUCUCGUACAUAACUCCUCCUCAUAAAUCAUCACAAAAAUGUCCCUAUUUUGGUCGCGUAAACUCCUAAACCCCAUCAGCAAAUUCUCCACAAUCACCAGCACCACGUGCAAUGCGGAAGGCACGCAAAACGCCAAAACUCCACAACUGCCCAAAAUUUUGACUCCCAACCUGACGGAGGAGGAAUGUACGAAACUGGCCAUGUCGCCAAAAGAGCCCCAAAUCUCGAAACACAAGCACUUGUCGGAGUGCCAGCUGACGGGCGCCUUGUACCCGAAAAAGGACCUCUUCUGGAAACCGGAGACCGAACAAUCGAGCUUCGACGUACUGCUCGAGGGGCCGACGAAUUUCUGGAGACGGAUCGGCGGAAUGGACGAAGUACCGCAAACGGUAACGAGUCCGUCGCCGUGUCGCAUCAACGGGGCCCGGAUUCCCGUGAUCAUGGAGAAGGGGACUGCUCACUACGUCGAUUUGCCCGCCUUCAAUCCGGGCGACAAGCUUCAGCUGGGGAAGAGGGAGUGUCCCUCCAAGCCGCCGGGUAAGGAUAGAGCACCCAAGAGAGACCCAGACUACAUUCCGGACAACUGUCGCGAGGGCUACUUCGACCCGGACUAUUUCGAGCCACAGCCGGCACCCACCAGCGAUAAGAAGUACAAAGUGAGGGACAAGCGCUACUUCGAACCGCAUGAAGUCCCAAAGGACAGGACGGUAGAACGCGGUUCCAAAAAGGGAGCCGGUUGGAGAAGGAAACCCAACUACGAUCAUCAGCCCUGCGGACCCGUGACCAAAACUUGGGAUUCCGAUUGGAGGAAGAAAAAAUAAGAAUCCAAUCAGUUUAUUUUUUAAUUAACCAAUAAAAACAUUCGAUUGAACAACUUUGUUUGCUUGGUGUUAAGAAAAAAAAAAAAAAAUAAAUAAAAUGUAAAUAAAUGAACGGGUCGUCAAGGUAAAUCUGUUGGUUGUCAACCGACGACUGUCAUAGUCAUAAAAUUUCAGUAACAUCACCGACCGCACAUAAUGUUCCUCCGCUUGAACAAGGCCAAUAUUCCCAGUCAUUUCUAUCGACUGUCGAAUCUGCACCAGUCUUCACCCAACUUUCGACCGGGGAGAAGAACGGCGGACCAGGAGCGUGACCACGCGGAUCGGAAACGCAGUCUCGCCGAAGUUGCGCUCGAGGAAAGGAAGUUGAGACUUCUGCAAAACCUACACGACUUGGAGGACCGAGGAAGGGAGGUCGAAAAUCUCACCCACCAAACCGAGGUGUGGUGGAGGGAGAAGUACAUAAUGAAGAACAUAGCGGCGGUGCAGAGGAAAUGGCCGAAGAAAAAGAACAAGAAAGCAGAGGACAUUAGGCAGCGCAAGAAGUAUCAGUUCGACCAUGGUGAGGGCUUCAUGCUGGUAGAAAAUUUGCGGGAGCUCAUCGAAAGGAAGAAAUCUUAUUGACAAACAUUUACGCAUUAAUAAAUGAAACAUAAUAUUUA
Aethina tumida (small hive beetle) is the source of this 1519-nucleotide messenger RNA. RefSeq lists its product as uncharacterized. Bases 78 to 860 code for a protein of 260 amino acids. The transcript is spliced from 3 exons. The record is from RefSeq and is a predicted model, not a curated record. Lineage: Eukaryota; Metazoa; Arthropoda; Insecta; Coleoptera; Nitidulidae.